This is a messenger RNA of Aspergillus candidus, 1497 nucleotides long. RefSeq names its product putative GABA permease (Uga4). Lineage: Eukaryota; Fungi; Ascomycota; Eurotiomycetes; Eurotiales; Aspergillaceae. Gene Ontology annotation, molecular function: transmembrane transporter activity. The record is from RefSeq and is a predicted model, not a curated record. Gene Ontology annotation, cellular component: membrane. The coding region runs from base 1 to 1497 and encodes 498 amino acids. Gene Ontology annotation, biological process: transmembrane transport. The transcript is spliced from 3 exons.
AUGGGCUACAAGCAGGAACUCAAGCGCCAGUACUCGACAGUACAGAUCUUCGCCGUCGCCUUUAGCAUCAUGGGGCUAGUUCCCUCAAUCGCCUCCACCAUCGCCUUCUCACUGCCGGCCGGACCGGCCGGAAUGGUUUGGGGCUGGUUCACCGCGAGCAUCUUGAUCUUCUUCGUCGGUCUCGCCAUGGCCGACAUGGCAUCGGCGAUGCCUACCGCAGGCGGUCUCUAUUGGUGGACGCACCACUUCGCCGGCGACCGCUACAAGAACGCCCUCUCGUUCCUAGUCGGGUACAGCAACACCCUGGGGCUCAUCGGCGGCAUGUGCAGCGUGGACUACACGCUCUCGUUGAUGGUGCUAGCCUGUGUCUCGAUAUCGCGCGACGGCACCUGGAGCGCUUCCAACGGCGUCAUCUACGGCGUAUACGUAUUCUUCAUCCUCCUCCACGCACUAUGCGGCAUCUUCGCCGGACGCAUCAUGAACCGCAUCCAAACCUUCUGCAUCUUCUUCAACAUCGCCGUCAUCAUCGCCACAGUCAUCGCCCUCCCCACAGGCAAGCUCGCCCGCGGCGAGCCCCUCAACCCGGGCUCCUGGGUCUUCGGACACCUCGAGAACCUAACCACCUGGCCGCAAGGCUGGUCCUUCAUCCUCUCCUUCCUAGCCCCAAUCUGGUCCAUCGGGUUCUUCGACUCGUGCGUCCACAUGAGCGAGGAAGCCCUCCACGCAGCUAAAGCCGUCCCGCUCGGCAUCAUCUGGUCCGCCGGCUGCGCCUGCGUCCUCGGCUUCGUCGUGCUCUCCGUCCUCGCCGCAACGAUGAGCCCCGACGUCGCCGCAACAGCAGCCACCCCCUUCGGACAGCCCAUGGCGCAGAUCUACUUCGACGCGCUCGGCCGCCGCGGCGCGCUGGGCUUCAUGGCCGUCCUCAUCGUCAUCCAGUUCCUCAUCGGCCUCUCCCUCAUCACGGCCAUGUCGCGCCAGGCUUGGGCCUUUGCCCGCGACGGCGCGCUUCCCUUCUCGGGCUACUUCCGGCAUGUCAGUCGGCGCGUGCGCUUCCAGCCUGUGCGCGCCAUCGUCGGCCUCGUCGCUGUCUGCAUCGUCUUCGGCCUGCUCUGUCUGAUUAACUCCGUCGCGGCGCAGGCGCUGUUCUCGCUCUUCGUCGCGAGCAACUACGUCGCGUGGGGAACGCCCAUUUUGUGUCGACUGGUGUGGAACCGGCGGUUCCAACCCGGCGAGUUCUCCACUGGGAGAUUGAGUCGGCCGAUCGCUGUCGUCGCGGUCGCGUGGUUGGCGUUUGGAUUGUUGCUGUCGAUGUUUCCUACUACGGGACCGAAUCCGGGUCCCGCCGAUAUGAACUACACGAUCGUCAUCAACGGGUUCGUUUGGAUCGCCUGCAUGACGUACUACUUCGUGUCGGCGCGGAAGUGGUACCGUGGGCCACAAAUGACGGUCGACCAGCGCGUGGUCGUAUCCGCGCAGGAGAAAUCUUCCUGCGCCUGA